AUGUUAAAAGCAAAAAUGAUAGAAAAUGAAAAAGAUUUUGAAUGUUAACAAAAACAUAACUAACCAAUUCUUUUGGUUGUGCUUGAUCCAAAACUAGACAAGAAACAAAGACUUUUGUGCAAUAAAUGCAUGGAAAACUUCGAAUCAGAUGCUAAAACUAUAGGAUUUUAAAAAUUAAUCAAUAUUAUUGAAAAUAUUAUUGAUGAAAAUAUGAAAAAUUUACAAAAUAUUACUUAGAAAACAGUUCAACAAUUAUCAAUUUGUAUCGAAAAUAUAUAAGAAUUAAAGACAUAAUUGAUGAAAUUAUUUGAUUCUAUGAUGAACAUAGCUCAAGAUUGGACUCAAAAUCUAUUGGCAUAAAGUUAAUAAUUCAAUAAAUAUAGUUUAUAUGAAGAAUUAGAUUCCUUUAUUAAGAAUUAGAAUAUUAAUUAUAUAUCUAAUAUGACUCUUAUCAAUAAUAUUAAUAAAUCUUGGAAGACUAAACUAUAUAAUAACUUAAAUUAAUAUAUUCAACAUAAUGAUAAACUUAACUUUAAAUAGAUAGAGGAAAAAUUUAUUAACAUUGAUUGUUCAAGUUUGUCAGAAAUCAAAUUAAAGUUAAUUGAUUAAUCUGUUAAAUAAAAUUCGAGAUGUUAUGCAAUAGUUUUUGAUUCCACUGGGUCUAUUAUGGUAUCAAUAGAAGAUAAUGAUAUUAAAGUAUGGAGCUUUUUAAAUGGAACAAUUAAAUUGAUUAAAAAAUUGUAAAAACAUACUAAUUUGGUUUUAUGUUUAGUUUUUAGUAAGAAAUAGAAUUUCUUUAUUUCAGGUGCAUCGGACAAUACAAUAAGAUGCUGGAAAUAAUUGGAUUAAACUGAUUGGAGUAGUUCAUAACCUUACUAAUAACAUACAAAUACUGUAAGAUAUAUUAUAUUAAAUUCAAAUGAGGAUCUACUAUUUUCUGGAAGUGGAGAUGAAUCAAUUAAAGUAUGGAAGGUUGAUUUUAAUAAAAAUAUAUUGACAU
This is a messenger RNA of Paramecium primaurelia, 1000 nucleotides long. The record is from the annotation of a GenBank genome assembly. Lineage: Eukaryota; Ciliophora; Oligohymenophorea; Peniculida; Parameciidae.